Oryzias latipes (Japanese medaka) is the source of this 1986-nucleotide messenger RNA. Lineage: Eukaryota; Metazoa; Chordata; Actinopteri; Beloniformes; Adrianichthyidae. The record is from RefSeq and is a predicted model, not a curated record.
CAGCAACUGUCAUGCUAGCUCCUCCCACAUAUUUGCCUACUUUGGGUUUUCCUUGAGAAAACCGGUUUCAGAGCAGCCCAAAACAGAGCGGCGGGUCAUGUGACCUCAGGUUUGUCCACCUGUUUACACAAACGUCUGUCUGCUUGUCUGCAGGAACAGGAGGCUCCUCUCAGGGGGGUUGAGGUCCUGCCGACCGACGUCUCAGAGCCGCUGUAAGGCGACAGCACUGAACCUGAGCUUCCUCGUGGGGUUUUUCCUGCUGACGGAUGAAGGUGUGGAAGGGGGCGUGACCUCUGGAAAAAUGCAGCCCGUCAGGUUUGGGUCCUCUGACCUGACGGGUCGGAAGCAUCGCGGCAGAGUCAUAUCCGUCCGUGUGCCCUCAGACUCUGGAGCUUCUCUCCAAAUCUGAGUUGUGCCUCUGCUGGUGUCCACCCUGAAGACGAAGAUGACCGUCAACCUGAGCAAGAACGGCCCUGCACUGACGGCGGCGUACCAGGAGGUGGUGGACGGAAAAUCCAGCACAAACUGGGCGUUGUUCACCUAUGAGGGGAACAGCAACAACCUGCGGCUGGUAGAGAAAGGAGACGGAGGCCUGGAGGAGGUGCUGGAGGAGCUGAACAGCGGGAAAGUGAUGUACGCCUUCUGCCGAGUCCAGGACCCCAACUCCGGCCUUCCCAAAUACGUCCUCAUCAACUGGACGGGUGAAGGUGUGGAGGACUCUCGCAAAGGGAUCUAUGCAAACCACAUGAGCUCGGUGGCGUCGUUUCUCAAGGGAGCUCAUGUGACCAUAAACGCCCGGACAGAGGACGACGUGGAGCCCGACACCAUCCUAGGAAAAGUGGCCAAAGCGUCCGGAGCCAACUUUAGCUUCCACAAACAAACGCAGAACUACAGAGACGCUCCCAGAGGACCCGUGGGAUCUGUGUAUCGGAAGGUCAACGCCGUGGAGGAGAUCAAGCAAACCAAGAAGGACAACUUCUGGGCCCAAACCCAGAGGGAUGAAGAGGCACAGCGGGGGGAGGAGAGCAGGAGAGCCGAGCAGGAGAGCCAGAGGAUGGAGAGGGAGGUGAGGGAGCAGGAGGAGAGACAGGCGAAGGAGAGGGAGAGGAAAACCAACGAGAGGAACCAGCAGAUCGAACGGGAGAGGGUUCUUCAGAAGAAGAGGGAGGAAGAGGAGCGAGCAAAGGAGCAGCAAAAGCAGCAGAUGCAGGAAGCCAACAGAAGCAGAGUGACGGGGAUCAACGCCGCGGCGUCCGUGCAGAAGGCUAACGAGGCGAAGUCGCUGGUUUCUCAGAGAUCCUUCAACCCUAAAGACAUCUUCACGCAGAGGGAGCAGAGCUUCAAGGCCAGCAGCAUCCUGCCCCCCGCUUCCUCCAGACCCGGGAAGCUGCAGAGUCCCUUCCUGUCCCAGAAAUCCUUUGAGAGGGAAGUCCCCCCCAAGUCUCAGAGUCCACCUGCCCCCAUCGUGCUCCCGACCAGCUCCGUGAAGGCCCCCUCUCCGGUCUCACCUGUGCCAGCCCCUGCAGCAGUGUCCUUCACGCAUCCGGAGCCCGUCCAGCCUGCAGGAGGGGCUUACGCUGAUGAAGAGGAGUGGUCGGAUGAGUUUGAUGACGACGAUGCGGCUGAGGAUGCAGAAACGGAGAGAGAGACAUACGAGCCUCCGUUCGACACCAACGAGAAUCUGUACGAAAAUACCCAACCGACCGAAUACCAGGAUCAGGAGUUUGAUGAGGAGGAAUCUGGAGGCGGUCUCAGUGCCAGAGCUCUGUACGACUAUCAGGCUGCGGAUGACACAGAGAUCACCUUUGACCCCUAUGACAUCAUCACCAACAUCGAGAAGAUCGACGAGGGCUGGUGGAGGGGGGUGGGGCCUGACGGGCACUGUGGGUUGUUUCCCUCCAACUACGUGGAGCUUCUGUAGUUUCCUCAGACGCUGGUUUUUCAGAAAUUGUCACCGUUUCAACAAUAAAGGAAUAAUGAAAACUG